Leptidea sinapis is the source of this 1526-nucleotide messenger RNA. RefSeq names its product histone RNA hairpin-binding protein (gene Slbp). Lineage: Eukaryota; Metazoa; Arthropoda; Insecta; Lepidoptera; Pieridae. The transcript has 4 exons. The coding region runs from base 237 to 749 and encodes 170 amino acids. Gene Ontology annotation, cellular component: cytoplasm; histone pre-mRNA 3'end processing complex. Gene Ontology annotation, biological process: mRNA 3'-end processing by stem-loop binding and cleavage; mRNA transport. Gene Ontology annotation, molecular function: histone pre-mRNA stem-loop binding; mRNA binding. The record is from RefSeq and is a predicted model, not a curated record.
UAUACUUACCUAACUAUAUUUUGUAACGGUACGGUAGUAAAUAUUAUAUUCUCUGAUCUAAAUUCUGUAAUCAGUAAUCACAAUAAAUCUGUAAUUCGUUGUUGACAAACAAUACCUAAUUGUAUAUUAUUUAAUAACAAAGUUUUCGCUAUUUAUUUGUAUUUGAUACAACUAAAUAAUGCGGAGCUUGUUCUGUUAGUUAUUUAAUAUUUCUUAACGUUUUUGCACAAAAAACUAUGAAUAGAGAUAGCGAGCAAGAGAUCACCGCAGGUCGGAGAGCAACAAAAGAAAAGCUAAAGAGUGAUAGCAGGGAAAAUUCUAGCAGUAGAAAGAGAGUUAAGCCAAAUCAAGAAAGUGAAAUUGAAAAAACAACAAGAAAACCAAAAAAAGCUGUUUUUGAAUUAGAAACAGAUCCAAUAAUAUUAACAAGGCGGCAAAAACAAAUUGAUUAUGGUAAAAACACUGUAGGUUACCAUAAUUAUAUUAAAAAAGUUCCUAUUGAUAAAAGGAAAAAGGAAGACCCUAAAACCCCAGAGAAAUUCACUAAAUACAGUAGGAGGUCAUGGGAUAUGUUAAUUAAAAUUUGGAGAAGAAAGUUACAUGACUAUGAUGAUAGUGCAAAGGAUGUUAAGUUUGAGUCGGACAACCUCAAUGAAGGCCUGUCUGAUGAACAAUAUGAUGGUGCCAUGGAUGUUAAGGUUGAGUUUGAUGACCUUGAUGAAGGCCUAUCUGAUGAGCUAGAUGAUUAAUAGAUAAUAAGAAUAGGUUGGAUUGAUCUGACAUCUUAGCAACACAUUCAGAAUGUAACUAACAUCUCUCAAAGAGUUUUAUUUUGAAAACAUAAUGUACCACAAUUUAGAUUCGCCUUGGGGCCUAUUGGACAGCAGUGAAGAAGUAUUAUUUGUGUAUACAAAACAGUAAUAAUUGGGCCUAAUUAUGAAAAAAGGUACUGAACUGAAACAGCGGAAGAUCUAUUAAUAUCUGACAAACUUAUGGCCCAAGCACACAUAAGUUUGUUUGACUGGGCUGUUUACGGACAUUCUCUUGAAUAAAUCACUGUGGAUGUCCAAUCACAAUCACAUACUUAAUUUAUGACAUAUAGCUUUCCACAGGAUGUCAAAUAGAUGAAAAUAACAGCUGUAGCACUAUUUGUGUUUCUACUUGAAGGGCACCAUAGCUAGUGGACAUUACAGGGCUACCAAGGCUUAAGAUCUUGUAAAUGUUGCAAGUACAAAAACAAUAGGAAAUAUGUAUAUUUUUAUAUAUUUUAAUUCCAUUGCUUAUAUCGCAAUAUAAUAAACAAAAAAUAUUAAACACCGAAAUAGUAACUUAAAAGAAUUUAAGAACAUUGCUAAAAAUAGCCAACCGAUGCGGACACCUACAACUUUUGCGAUUGGUGAGACCGAACUGAUGUCAUAGCUCAUAACAAGAAACAAACAAAGAAUUGGAAAAACAAGAUUGUGAUUGUGUCACUUUAAAAAUAUUGAUGUAAUUGUAAGUCUAAAGUAAUAAAUAAAUAAUGAAAA